Messenger RNA from Mytilus trossulus (common blue mussel), 1895 nucleotides. RefSeq names its product sorting nexin-5-like. The record is from RefSeq and is a predicted model, not a curated record. The transcript has 15 exons. Lineage: Eukaryota; Metazoa; Mollusca; Bivalvia; Mytilida; Mytilidae. Bases 114 to 1289 code for a protein of 391 amino acids. Gene Ontology annotation, molecular function: phosphatidylinositol binding.
CGUAUGUCUUCUCUUAAAUCGUCUGCAAGCGCCAAGAUGAAGGUUGAAUUUUGUCCAUGCUUUACUGGUUGUAUCUGACUCUAGGAUAAAAGUGUCUGUCUGUAGGACUAAAUAUGAACAAAGAAUCUGAUCAGAAUGGACAUGAGGACUCGGAUGGGGAAAUUGAUAUUAGAUCAAAUAGUCCUGUUGUAAAUUCUGGUCCAUUUAAACACCUGUAUGAUGUUAAAGUACCUACUGCAGUUAAAGAUGGAGAUAACUUAAAGUUCACCAUAACAGUUUGUGAUCCAGACAAUGAUGAAGAACUUAGUACAGUUACCAGAAUUUAUGACGAUAUAGAAUGGUUACAGCAUUGUUUAAUGACUCAGAACAGUGUAUCAGGAAUUAUAGUACCACCUUUACCAAACAGACCAGAAACAGAUGCUAAGGCAGCAGAAUCUAAAUCAAAGAAACAAUUAGGCAGUGGAAGCAAGGUCAUGGUUCAGGAUGAUUUUACUCGGGACUGUAGGAGUGCUGAAAACUACUUUAAACUUGUUACUCAUCAUGAAGUGUUUGGAAAAGAUGAAAAUCUACGAAAAUUUCUGUUAGAGAAAGAGGCAGCAGUAAAAGCGAAAGUAAAGAGGGGAUUCUUCAACAGAAUGUCAAAUAUGGUAGAUGAAGCCAGAAAGGGACAGCAUAAGGAUGUUGAUGAUUUUUUUCAAAAACAAAGAGAAUGGGCCGUCAAUUAUGGAAAGUAUAUGAAAGAUGCAUCACUGAAUUUCAACAAAAUGGUAUAUGCUCAGAUGAGACUAGCAAGUUGUUAUACUCAUUUAGGAACAUGUUUGUCAGGAGGAACUAUAGACAGAGAUGAAACUUCAGUCAGGAUUAACAAAUAUCUUGGAAAACUUGGUGAAGGCAUAGAAAAUGCUAAGCAUGGUUUAGAAGUAUUAAGUGCCAAUGAUGAAAAGACUGUUGCCUUUCAAUUAGACCUGUUUGCCAGAUACAUGGAUGCAGUAAAGGAAAUGUUGUUUAGAAGAACCUGUUUACUGGUGGAGUAUGAAGAUGCAUGUAAAGCUUUAGAAAAGGCAAAACCUAACAAGAAACAGGCAGCAGAAGAAGCCAAAGAGAAAGCAGAAAAACUGUAUGAAGAAUGCACCAUAAAUGCCAGAAAAGAGUUGAAGACAUUCCUACGAAACAGGCUGAUAUCUUUUGAAGAUUGUUUGUCAAAGUUUGCAGAAUCCCAAAUAAAGACGGCAAGAGAUACAUAUACCUUACUUGUCAGAUCACUAACAGAAAUCAAACAAAUGGAUUAAUGUCUUAUUGCUACAAAAACUGUUAUAAAUAACUUAUUUACGAACAAAAGGCCAAAGUUAUACAACAAUUAUGAGGACUUGGAAGACACUGUAAUUUUAGCUCAAACUUCAGUACAGAGCAGAAAUCAUAACAUAAACAAUAUGUUGUUAGCUGUUUUACAACACAUAUAUAGACUAAAUGAAAUUUAUAUUAUUCCUAAAAAAAGAUUAAGAAUGUUUUCAGUCUGUUGUCAGCUGUUUUAAACUGAAAUAGUUUUAAUAUCUUAAAAUUGAAAAUAUCUUUGUAAUUAAUCAUGCUACAUUCAAUUAUGAAAAAUGAAUGUAUACUUAGUACUUUGAAGUUGAUUCUAAAUUUCAAAUGAAUUAAUUUAUUUUAACAUACUAGGUUGUUUUUGACAGUUUCAAAUGGCACUUAAUCUUUGUAUUUCUAAAUUAAGGAUGUUCGCUAUUCUGUUUAAAAAUAACAAGCUUUUUAAAUGGCUGUUAUAUAAUAUAAAGGGUUAUAAUUCUCUCUAGAUUUUUCUUAUAUUUAACAUUGGCACCUUUUUUGUUUCAAAAUGUAUGAAAAAAUAACAAGGAUUUUAUGAGACUUUGAAAUAAGUGUUU